Rhinolophus ferrumequinum (greater horseshoe bat) is the source of this 2510-nucleotide messenger RNA. RefSeq names its product solute carrier family 19 member 1 (gene SLC19A1). The transcript is spliced from 7 exons. Gene Ontology annotation, cellular component: apical plasma membrane; plasma membrane; basolateral plasma membrane. Lineage: Eukaryota; Metazoa; Chordata; Mammalia; Chiroptera; Rhinolophidae. Gene Ontology annotation, molecular function: folate:monoatomic anion antiporter activity; folic acid binding. Gene Ontology annotation, biological process: folate transmembrane transport. Bases 408 to 2000 code for a protein of 530 amino acids. The record is from RefSeq and is a predicted model, not a curated record.
CGGCCGCAGAGCAUUGUGGGUGUUGUGGUGCGCGCCCUGGCGCGAGCACCGGGCGCAGCGGGGUCCGGGGCUUCGCUGCCAAGCCCUAUUCUUUCUGCCCACGGUAACAGGGUAACACGGCUAGUUGGUGCUGUGAGUGUCGCCCCUAGCCAUGAGUGUUGCCUGGACCCUUCUCUGGCCCAGCGGACCUCCGGGUGCCUCCUCGGGUUGGGGCAGAACAGCUUGGACACCGCACGCGCUCUGGCACGUUGCUGCGAUGGAGCAUGCAGGAGCUCUGCGAAUGCGUCGCUUGGGCAGGAAAGGGCGGGCGGGGAGCCCCGCCCACCCAUGCGCCUGUGUGGUCCCUGACGCCCUGCCUGUCCUAUGCCGACUCUUGUUCGCCUCCUGCGCGCCUGAAGCUCUAGGCCAUGGGGGGCCUGGACAGCAUGGUGCCCUCUGGCCAGGUGGUGGAGAAGCCAGUGACUCCGGAGGCUGGGCUGGGUCACGAGCUGAAGUCCCGGUGGUUCCUGGUAUCCUUCCUCUGCUUCUAUGGUUUCGUGGCCCAGAUGCGGCCCGGGGAGAGCUUCAUCACGCCCUACCUCCUCAGCCCCGAGAAGAACUUCACACAGAAGCAGAUCACCAACGAGAUCACGCCGGUGCUGUCCUACUCCUACAUGGCGGUGCUGGUGCCCAUCUUCCUGCUGACCGACUACGUGCGCUACAAGCCGGUGCUGGUGCUACAGGGCCUGAGCUACGUGUCCGUGUGGCUGCUGCUUCUGCUGGGCACGACGGUCCUGCACAUGCAGUUCCUGGAGUUUUUCUACAGCAUCACCAUGGCCGCUCGCAUCGCCUACUCCCCCUACAUCUUCUCGCUCGUGCAGCCUGUGCACUACCAGCGCAUGGCCGGCUACUCGCGGGCGGCCGUGCUGCUGGGCGUCUUCAGCAGCUCGGUGCUGGGCCAGCUGCUCGUCACCGUGGGCGGAGUCUCCUUCACCAGGCUCAACUACAUCUCGCUGGGCUUCCUCGUCUUCAGCCUGGUCGUCGCGCUCUUCCUGAAGCGCCCGAAGCGCAGCCUCUUCUUCAACCGCAGCGAGCCCGGGAGCGGCGCGGCCUCGCCCUCCGAGGUGGACCACAUGCACCCGGGCCCCCGGCCGCCCGGCCGCAGGAAGCUCGGGCCGCUGCGGGCGGCCUGGCGGGACUGCGUCCUGCUGCGCAUGCUCCGCGAGCUGGGGGCCAGCCUGCAGGGGCCGCGGCUGCGCCUCUGGAGCCUCUGGUGGGUCUUUAACUCGACCGGCUACUACCUCAUCACGUACUACGCGCACAUCCUGUGGGCCGUGGUCCACUCCACCCCCGACUCCACGGCGGUCUACAACGGCGGGGUGGACGCCGCCGCCACGCUGCUGAGUGCCAUCACCUCCUUUGCCGCGGGCUUCGUGGAGAUCCGCUGGGCCCUGUGGGCGGAGCUGGUCAUCGGGAUCGUGACGGCGGUGCAGGCCGGGCUGGUCUUCCUCUUGUCCAGCACGAGCAGCAUCUGGCUGUGCUAUGCGGCCGUCGUGCUCUUCCGUGGCUUUUACCAGUUCCUCGUGCCCAUCGCCACUUUUCAGAUUGCGUCUUCUCUCUCCAAAGAGCUCUGUGCCCUGGUCUUUGGAGUCAACACGUUGCUUGCCACCAUCCUGAAUACCAUCAUCACCCUCAUUGUCUCCGACAAGCGGGGCCUGGGCCUCUCAGUCCAUUCACAGUUCCUCGUCUACUUCGUGUACUUCCUGGUGCUGUCUGUUGCCUACUUGGGGGCCGCGCUCAGGAGCCUGUGGCACUUCCAAAGGGGCCGCCACCAGUCCCUGCCCCUGUCCCAGGAGCUGGGGAGCCCCUUGGAGGAGAAGGCCACCCAGGCGCUGAGCAUACAGGAUGGGGACCUCCACAGCUUGCAGCCUGAAGCCCCGCCACUGAUCCCCGAGGAUAGGACGCAGCCCUUCGGACUAGCCGCCAGGGAGCAGAGCCAGCAGCCCGAGGCCAAGGCAUGACCCGCCUGACACCAGAGGCAACCUGCCAUUGGUCCUCCAACAUCCCCCUCACUGAGCUUGGGGCCUUCACAUCUCAGGGGACAUCUCAGACUGUCACGUCCCUGGCAAGCUGCCCGUCAUCUUGGAGUCAGCAAGCUAGGUUGAACGGCAUUGUUGGAAUUCCAAUGUUCAGAUUAUGGAACCAAUGACCAGUGGGGCAGGCCCCUGUGUGGUCUGUCCCCGUGCAACACACCUCGGGGGCCACAAACGUCAGCCCGAGCCCUGUGCCCCUCAGGUUUCAUGUUCUGACAGUACCUGUACCCUGCUGGGGAAACUCCAGCAGCUGCUGGGCCACUGUGGGCUACUGUGUCCCCUGCCUACACGUGCCCACCAGGCCUUCACCCCCCUUGGAAGGCAGAUCCUACUUGUCCUUGGGGACCAGUGAGGUGGCCCCAGAUGCCAACCCAGGGAACACCAGCCCCUGCAGAGUGUGAUGGACCCUGUAGGGAGGGUGGAGGUGGGAGCCCGGAU